Priapulus caudatus is the source of this 1268-nucleotide messenger RNA. RefSeq lists its product as uncharacterized. The transcript is spliced from 5 exons. The coding region runs from base 225 to 758 and encodes 177 amino acids. NCBI's taxonomy places the organism in Eukaryota, Metazoa, Priapulida, Priapulimorpha, Priapulimorphida, Priapulidae. The record is from RefSeq and is a predicted model, not a curated record.
GCUGACACGUAUACGCUGCCGGACUGUGAAAUGAAGAGGCGUCAUUUCAUAUGACGCACUUGAGGAAGAUUUUGAAGGAGAUUUGCAUGCGACCACCACUGGCAGGCACGCAUUGUUCACAGUGUCUCCGAUUCUCAGCCGGUGGAGCGCAAGUGUAAACACUGACGAUCGGAAAUCAUAUCGGAAGACCUGAGAUUGUGUGCAUCGCAUUAACACAGCAGAAAAUGACAAGUGUGUUGAAAAGCUGUCUAGCAGUGUCCAUACUCUCCGCGGUGUUUUCGUAUGGAAGCUGCUGUGUUAUCAACGGUGUUUACUUGCCGUGGUAUGCGUGUGGACGUCCAGCUGGGCAGAUUGGCUCAUACUCACCCGGGAGCGCGUAUUCGGGCUACAAUGGACGAUAUCUAACGAACGCGAACACCGGAAGAGCCAUCGACGGCCGCUACAUACAACAGUCGCUCUACGACACCCCCCUCUACCGGUCGUCGCCCCGCGUGCAGAUUGCAGCGCCCCCUGUCGUCGCCGGGACGCCGAGUCCGUGGUCGCCUCUCGCGGUGCGCGCGGGCCUGGCGAGCGUUGGCCGCCCUCCUUUUCCCACCGCCGAGAAGCUGGUGCUGGAGGCGGAUGGGGCGGAGGAGAAGAAGGAGGAUGCGGAAACGACCACCGUCAGUCAGGCGCGACUCGUCAAUUACUUUGUAUGCGUCUCGCGGACCGACAGGGUGUCGUGCGCGACCACAUUCGACGAGAUCAACCUCGGAUGAGGCGCGACCGCCUGGCGGCGGCGGGGCGGAAUGUUAGCGCCGCGCACCCGUUCCUCUAGACGCAGUGUUUCUUAACCUGUGGUCCAUGCCGUGGAUGGUCUACAGGGCUUCCGUGAACACAGUUGUAUGCAACAUUUUGUGUUUACGUGUUUAUGUGCAUUUUUCUGUGGAGGGGUCUGUAGCUUUCACCAGAUUCUCUAAGGGGUCCAUGACUGAACAAAAGAACCACUGCUCUAGAUGCCGUGUCGCGCAUUUUAACGUGCUCGCCUUUUCCGCACGCGAUUUAGGAGGCGAAAAUUUAUUUCAAUUUACUUUUCAACGCCUGAAGGAAGGUUUAAUUCACAGUUGGCCGGCUGUGACUAGAAGUGUAAUUAGGAAUGCUUGCGUUGAGUACAACUCACAGCUCGUGUGCGGUAGGCAGUUUAGUGACCUGUUAAAUAUUUAUUCCUAUACUGACAACUAUGUGAUAAGAGAAUAAAAUGUGAUAAUUAAGAGAUGGCUGCUUGUUGA